Bactrocera oleae (olive fruit fly) is the source of this 4690-nucleotide messenger RNA. NCBI's taxonomy places the organism in Eukaryota, Metazoa, Arthropoda, Insecta, Diptera, Tephritidae. The record is from RefSeq and is a predicted model, not a curated record.
CGUUCAUUGCAGAUUACUGUAUCAGCAACUAUAGCGAAUUUCAUAAUUACUCGUUGGUUAAGUGCACGUUGGAACAGUAUCGUUGACGUACUCCGCAACGAGUAUCAAGAAAUAACAGCAAAGAAGAACAUGUAAAAAAGAACUUGCGAAUUUUCAGAACUGUCAAAUACUAUGUCAUUUGGUCGAGAAAAAAUCUUAAAGUGCUAGUUUUCCACUCGAUUUGGCAAAAGAAAAAUAAAUUCACUUUUAUAUAUGAGGGAAUUACGUACAAGUGAGAGGUAGUGGUUCUAUCAAACGAUUUAUUUUGAAUACAGCGAAAAAAUCUUAAAACGCGAAACAAGUAUCGUUGACUGCAUAUCGGUAUGUUGAUUUGUACAGGUGUGUGUACGUGGCGUGCGGUGACCGCGUACUGUUAUGUCAAUAAUUUAAAAAAAAUCAAAGAAUUAUGAGCAUAGUAUUAUUAUAAUGAGCUACAUAUAUUUGGUGAAUACUUGAAAAUUGUCAUUUGAUGCCUUGUUCGUACCAUUUCAAAGUGAAAGGUGCUUUCCCAAUAGAUUUGAGCGUAGUAACCAGAAUGCAAUAAUUUCAAGUGGAAACGUGUGCGGCUUAGUGUCUUUAAAAAUAUAAAUCGAGAAACCACAAGAGAUUUCUACCACGUGCACCCAAACACGAGUGCUGCAGUAUACAUCACUGCUAUAGAUUUGGAUGAAAUAAUUUACAACCGUUCUUAGAAUUGAAUGUGCAAACUCCCCCAAAGUUGAAGCCAGACAACGAGUAGUGCCAGCUAAGUUGCAUUGCAACGAUUAAUUCAAGAAAUUUUCGAUUGGUUGCGAUUUUAAUAGGAAGAUAGAAAAAAGUAUACGAGUUGUGAAAAAAAUUUAGUAAUAAUUUACAAGCGACUUUACUGCCAAAACGUCGACGAAAAAUACAAGCAAAAAAUCACCAGCAAUUAUUGCUGCUUCAGGCCCGACAGCAAGUGGUCGCCGAUCGAGCAAAGUGGUAACAGUGGCAGCGGCAGCAGCAUCAUCUGCUGCUAAAACAACGGCAACGACGACAACAACGGCGAUUCCAUCGUCAUCAGGUGGUGGUGCAGGCACUGGUGCUGGUGUGGCGACAGGAACAGGUGGUGCAAGUGGUGGUGGCGGCGGCGGCGGUGUACAUAGUCGCAGUGGACGACGCAGUCAUAGCAGCAAUAUACCGCAACAGCAGCACACUAUUAGCAACACCAGAAGCGGCCACAAUAUUAAGACUAGUGCGAGCCGCAAUAGCAACAUUCGCAGUUCUUCGUCCAAUAGCACAAUGGCAUCGUCCAAUCACCGUGGUGGCGGAGGUGGUGGCGGUGUUGGCGGUAGUUCGGGCCUGCAAAUUGGCUCGGCGUGGUUUCAACGCAAAAUCAAUUUACGACCACAGCAUCGAGGUGUUCAUUUAGUCACAGAAGAGAUACUCCGACAGAUGCCCGAAUUAGGGCAGUUUUCAGUGGGAUUGUGUCACGUGCAAAUUCUUCACACAUCCGCGAGUUUGGCGUUAAAUGAGAGUUGGGAUCCAGACGUCAGGUAAUAUAAAAGCAAUUAUUCCAUUCCUUAUGUUUACAGCAAAACGAUUUCUUUAUAAUUGGCUAAUUUAAACUUAAUAUAUGUGAUACAUAGAGACGACAUGGAAAUGAUGUUAAAUAAAAUAGUUCCCGAAGGUCUACCGUACAGGCACUCGUGCGAAGGACCCGAUGAUAUGCCGGCGCAUGUGAAAGCCUGCUUCCUCGGCAGCUCAUUGACAAUCCCCAUAACUGAUGGUAAAUUAUCGCUUGGUACAUGGCAGGGCGUUUGGCUAUGCGAGCAUCGCGAUCAAGCGGGUUCACGCAAGCUAGUUAUAACACUGUCUGGGUGUCCGCGUGAGACAGCGCGCAGUCCGCUGUCGCCAGUAUCGCCAAUCGCUUCGACAUCCAGUUAGGGAAGGCCUCGCUCCACCCGCGAUAGUCGGUAAUCGCGGGGGAGCGACAAUAAUGACAUCAUUUCGUCGAGGAAAUUAAUUUUUAAUAGAAAUUUAGCUAAUACCAAAAUCAGUGCGACGGCAACAACAACAACAGCGGCAGCGGCAUCAGCUGUAGCAGCCGCAGCAGCUGCGAGCACUACAACUACUACUUGUGCGAAAAAUACGACUAAUUUAACUAAUAUAACUACGAACGCGUUAUUAAGUAAUAGUAGAAGAUUGUUCAUGAAAAACCAAUUACAUUUAAAUUUAAAUGUAACGGAAACAUUGAAUGUUGAUAAUGAUGGUAAUGCGAGUGAUUCGAUGGAAGCAGCGGCAGCAGCAGCAGCAGCAGUAGCCGUAUCUAAGUUAAAAUGGGAUGGUGUUAAUGUAGAAACCGUCACAACAGUGCCUCAACAACAACAACAACUACUACUACAACCACACGAACAAAAACAACAUCAACAACAAAUACUAGAAGCAGAACAACAAAAACUUAGAAAAGCAUAUAGCAAAAUCGAAGCAAUUGCAGUGGGACAGUCGUCUACAACUACAACAACAUCAACAACCACAUUUAGAGGAGACGUGGGAAUAGUAGCAGCAACAAAACGAGUAGCGACAUCGCUAUCAUCAUCACCGUCAUUGUUGAAUUCAUCAUCAACGGCAUUAGCUAAAUUUAACCGAAUCAUCGACAGUACAAUGCCGGCAACUAAUUAUUAUCAGCACCAUUUGCAACAACAGAAGCAAGCGCAAGAAAGCAUGCAACAUGCCAUAUGCGCCGGUGCAGCACCACCAGCAACGCUGAGUGACGCACUACAGCAGCGCUUAGCGCUCGUCUAUCCCGACAUUGUCUCGACCGAUUCGCAAACGAAAAAAAUUAAUUUCACAACAGCAGCAGCAGCGGCAACAGCGAAGACAGCAGCAACAACCGCACAAACAGCAAAACCGAAAGCGAAAGUGAAAGGAAAAUCCGGUGCAACGCAUGAUCGUUCGCGUACAACGCGAGCGGAAAUAGCGACGGAAAUGGAAGCGGCAACUUUGACGGCCGCAGCUGCUGCAACAGCGCCAUCAAACGACGAUAAUCAAAUGAAACGAAAUGAUGUGCAUUAUUUGUUGAAACAAUUAAAUAGUUUUAGUGAUAUAGAAGAAAUAGAAAUUGUUGAUAUGGAGCAAAGACAGCGACAGCUGGACGAACAACAGCAGCUAACACAGCAGCAUAUGGGCCACGGCGUGGACAAGGCACACUCACCGACAGCGCAAUCGCUUGUGAUAACCUCGCCAUCGUCACUGUCACACAAAGGCAUACGACGCUACGCCUCACUGCACCAACAGCAGUGCACGCAAUAUCCGCUCGAUAGCGAUGAGGCGAUCGACAGCGUCGAUCAACAGCAAUAUUUGCUGCAACAAUUCGACGACUACCUUUUUCAGUCCUGCCACUAUCUGGAGACAAAUUAUUUUGCCGCCAACUAUCGCACUGCCAUGGUUGAGAGCAGCUCACACGAGUUCCGACCAUCGACGACGACGACAACGGGCACAUCGGCAGCAUCUGUCUCAUCGGAGCAAUCCCUCGAGCUGCACGAGACCGAGCCGCCGAGCGUCAUCUGUAAGGCACCACCGCCACCAGCGCCUGCCACACCAACACCAUCUUUAAGCGGCGUCGACGUGCCGACAACGCCUAGACGCUACGGUAUGCAAGCGCGUUUGACUAGCAGCGGCGUGCAAACCGAACUCACCGCCACCUCACUAACGGAGGCGUCGCUGGCGAAAAGCAGCAGUAGUUCCGCUAGCUCCGAAGAGCAGCGUCGGCGUGCGCCAUUCUUCAAGUGCUGCUACACGCCCAUAGAUCGUUGGCGUGAAAAACGUAGCGCAGCACAUUCAGCGGCGGCAGCGCAAAAGCGUGGGAGUCGACAAAGUGAGCGAUCAAGUGUCACUGCAGCUACAGCGUCGGUUAGCAAGCGUGGUGGCGCCACCGCCAGUGCCAGAGCUAGUAAAGCCAACGUCGCACAGCAACAUACGGGCAAAAAUGGGCAUGCAGUCUGACAUUUCGCGUACGCAUUGGAGUGUGUAGGCGUGAGCUUGAGCAUGAACUUAAAGAAAAAACGAUGCAAAUUGAGAAUCCAUCAGCGUCGCUGUCUAUUUGCGAUAUCAACAAUUAUUUCUAUUUCAAAAUUAUACUUGGAAUAUUUACGCAAAUACUUUUGUAUACAUGAAGAUAUUCCAAGUAGAUUAUUUGUUUAAAAGCGCAAACUUAGAUGAUAAACUAGGAGGAGAAGCAGAAAGAGUUAUUUUCUGCAGCGCAUUGAAGGCGCGUCAAUGCGUGGCAAAAAGUGAAAGAGAUUUUGAAUAUUGGCGAUUGUAGUCAAGAAUAAAAUAGAAGUCUUAAAAAGUGUUCUAAAUGUUAAAGCUUUUUUAAAAAGCCCUUUAGUUGUAUGCAUGCAUGCAGGAAGUAAACCAGUCCGGUGCCAGUGUCAACUGUUACCAGUUAAACUAGGAACCACACACGCUAACCUCAAAGAUAAUAAAGAGCCACAAAUACACCGCACUAAACAAGAGAUUUGCAUUGAAAAUAAGUGCUUUUAAAUUAAAUUGUUUGUUAUCAAUUAAUGUUAGACUAAUAAGUUCUUUAACAAUCCACAUAAAAUAAGAAACACGAGAGGCAAAUUUGCUUUUCAAGCAUUCCAAAGAUUGUAGCUAUAGUUUUUAAAAACAAAUUCAAGUUAAAAAAAAA